Columba livia (rock pigeon) is the source of this 2682-nucleotide messenger RNA. RefSeq names its product tRNA methyltransferase 61A (gene TRMT61A). Gene Ontology annotation, molecular function: tRNA (adenine(58)-N1)-methyltransferase activity. Gene Ontology annotation, biological process: tRNA methylation. The record is from RefSeq and is a predicted model, not a curated record. Gene Ontology annotation, cellular component: tRNA (m1A) methyltransferase complex; nucleus. The transcript has 5 exons. Lineage: Eukaryota; Metazoa; Chordata; Aves; Columbiformes; Columbidae. Bases 706 to 1632 code for a protein of 308 amino acids.
CAUACAGAGUGUUAUCUGAUGUAGCCGAGAACACUACCUGCACAUCCAGGGUGACUCACACGCUUUCUCCCGUGCCCGCUCCUCUCCCAUAACAGGUGGCGUGGGCUCGAUGGAAGCAGAUGAGGCGAUGCUCUCCUCCUUUGGUCCUCCAUCCCCCGUACCACAGGGGUACGCAGGGCUCUCCACAUCGCUUCAGUCCUAAACACGAGACACAAGUAGGAGUCUGUACUACGCUAUUUGGGGUUUAGAUAACGAUUCUGCUGCUUCUCAGCCCACAUUGUGGUUUCUCCUACAGCCAUACCAAAGCCUUAUGAAAAUCUCAGUCGACCUUGAGGUGCCUUUCCCUGGAAUGGGCUGCCCUGGUACUGGGGGAAGGGGAAGCAGAAGUUUCUGGAAGCCGCCUGCCCAGGCACAGGAGGUGGGGUGCAGGUCGGCCGACAGCAAAGGCGGAGCCAUGCCCUGGGGAAGGGGCUUCAGCCCCGCGCGGAGCAAUCAUCAAGACACCCAACCCCAGGCUGGAAGGGACAUGGACGGGGAGACAGAGAAACUACCAAAACUUGCAGACCCCAAAUUUACCCCAACUGUAUGAAUAUAAUGUGCCAGGUGAGAUUUGAGCCUAAGAGAUUUGUCACUUGGGAUGUCAGCGUACACCAUUACGACAAUUAGCUGUGGUGACGACCAUCAGCCAGCUACAAGACCGUCACAAUGAGUUUUGUUGAGUAUGGAGACACAAUAAAGGAUGGUGACACAGCUAUUGUAUUCUUGGGCCAUGAAUCCAUGUUUCCUGUGAAAGUCCAGCAUGGCACCGUCACUCAGACUAAGUACGGGGUCAUCAGGCAUUCCACGGACCUCAUAGGCAAGAAGUAUGGCUCCAAAGUGACCUGCAGUAAAGGAGGGUGGGUGUUUAUUCUUCAUCCAACUCCAGAACUGUGGACCAUGAAUCUUCCGCACAGGACGCAGAUUCUGUAUUCCACUGACAUCUCUCUGAUCACCAUGAUGUUAGAACUGAAGCCAGGCUCCAUAGUAUGUGAAUCAGGUACGGGCAGUGGAUCGCUCUCCCACGCUCUCAUCAGGACAGUGGCUCCCACAGGGCACCUGUACACGGUGGAGUUCCACCAACAGAGAGCCGAGAAAGCCAGGGAGGAAUUUCGGGAGCAUGGGGUGGAGCAUCUGGUCACCGUGACCAACCAGGAUGUCUGCAAAAACGGGUUUGGCGUCUCAAACAUUGCGGAUGCUGUGUUCCUAGAUAUUCCAUCUCCAUGGGAAGCCAUAGGACAUGCAAAAUCAGCGUUAAAAGCUGAAGGUGGCCGCAUCUGCUCUUUCUCCCCCUGCAUCGAACAAGUCCAGCGAACCUGCCUAGCGAUGGAAGAAUAUGGUUUUACAGAGAUUAACACCUUGGAAAUUCUUCUCCGAGUGUACAACGUAAGGACAAUUAGCUUGCAAAUCCCUGACCUUGGAAAAGCAGCUGAGGAUAAUUCCAGCGCUGGCUUUGACAGCAGCAGCGCAUCAAACCCAGGCAGCCCGUGCGCUGAUGCGCAGGCAGGGACGGUGCAGUUCAAAAGCGGCGUGCCGCUGCGGGACAUGGUGGGUCACACCGGCUACCUGACCUUCGCCACCAAGAGCCUCUUUUAGUCCGUGUUGGGUUUGUGCAGCUCGGAGCGGUUUGUGUGUUUGUGUAUGUUUUCAUGGUUCUUUUUUGUAGGGGAUCCAAAUUUUUACUUGUCAGGGAAUUCCAUAUAUAGUCAGAUUUGGUUGGAAUAUGCUUUGUUUAAAUAGUACACAGGCAUGAGCCAGAGCAGCAUCGAGGGAAUGUUGAAACUCUGGAAUGGUGCUCCACUCACUGUCAGAAAGAAGAUAAAUUAAUAGCGAACGGCCAAUCUCCUGUUAAGAAAGCAAAACAAACAGCAUGCUAAUUGCAAAUAAGCUGGAUCUUUUCUCAAUUACUUUCCCAGGUUUAUGAUUUUAUUUUAUUUUCCUAGCACCACUAGACACUUUUUUUAAACUUCUCUAGUGUCUGUGUUGCUCUUAGGAAUGUGAAAGUGCCUCCUUGCUUCCUUUUAGAUAUGAAAGUUGUGAGGUCAAAGGGUUGCCAGCACAACAGAAUUCGUGUUUCCUUGGAGCGCUGCUCAGCUGCACAGAGAGUUGUUGGCAGGACUCAGGAACACAACCUCUUACUCCAUUCCAGGCUGGCAUCUGCAAAUCAUUGAGAUUACACAGAGGUCAAAGAAGUGUGCUAAUUGUUGGAUUUGCUUUAAAACAGUACAUUCUGGCCGUCAAUUUAUCGUAAAAAUUUGGACCUGGAUUCAUUCUAUAGUCUUCUAAUAGAUCAUCCACUUUCCUAGUUGGUGAAUCCACUGUGAAAUGCACUGAACAGCUGGUUAAUAUUAUCUGGACACCUGUUUGUAAGCGGUGUGGCCGAGGUUCCGUUUGUUUGGCAUUUUAUGUGCGUUAUGGUGUAUUAUCUUCCUGCAGUCGAAUGAGGGAAAGAUUGCUUUCGGCAGGAUUUCGGUCUUCAGAUUGCAACAACAAUGCAAACUUAGUAAAAUUCUCAACCGGCUUUAUUAAUUAAGUUUUCAGACCAUUUACUCUUUGGUCUUCCAUACCAAGCUGGUGAGUGUGAUUAACUAUUUCAAUGCUGGAUUAAAUUUUGUAUUUACAGAUUAAAAUAAUUAUGCAAAUUUA